AUGCGUCUUCAAUACAUUUUCUUCGUCCUCUUCGCCCACGGCUCCAUCGCCACGAACAAAGUCGGCGGCGCCCCAACGUCGCGAUAUUUUGAUUAUAUGGAUUGCAUGACCAAGAAGAUUGACGAGCUGAGGCUUUCGGAUCAGGGUCGUAUGUCUCAACCGGAAAUACAAGACGCCGCCCACGAAUAUUGCAAACAUCAUCUGGGAGAGGAUCCGGCAGCUUCGACAGCCCCCGUGAAGACCGGCCAAGGCAGUCCACGGUCGCUCGGCAGAACACGGUCACUCGGCAGAACACGGUCGUUCGGCAGCUCACAUUAA
This is a messenger RNA of Pyricularia pennisetigena, 318 nucleotides long. RefSeq lists its product as uncharacterized. The transcript has a single exon. The coding region runs from base 1 to 318 and encodes 105 amino acids. The record is from RefSeq and is a predicted model, not a curated record. Lineage: Eukaryota; Fungi; Ascomycota; Sordariomycetes; Magnaporthales; Pyriculariaceae.